UUGCUCUUGUGCGCCGCUCUCCUCCCGGGAUGGUAAGUGUUUAGCAUCGAGCGCACCCGGUCCGCCCGGCACGCGAAUCCAGCUUUCUCCCUCUGACCGACGGCAAGACUCUCAAUAAGAAACAAGAAGAGACGCACAUGAAGGAUAAGUGAAGACGCUGCGUCACUGGCCCCGGAGUGAGGAUCUCCUUCUGUCUAAUCCUUCUCAUCAUCCCUCCUCCGAUCCUUCGUCCCAACUUCUGUGCGAUGGACCGUCUGGAGAAAAGCUAAUAACAGGAGUCCCCGUCAGGACCCCUAGGCGUCCCUGUGCCCGCCUGCCAAAAACGUCUGCAUCUCCUGGACCCCCUCGAGGCAGGGGACAGCCAAAUGUCACUUGGACCCUCUACAGAGUGCUAACCAGGCAGCACCGUAACAUGAAGUCAUGGAGGAGCGAAAGCUGAAGAGAAAGAGUCCCAGGUCCUCUACCAACGCAGCGGCUCCGACGGGCGGCUCUGGCCGGAAGAGCAGCGCUGCCUCCGGGGGAAGACACGUCGGAUACAGCCACAACACGGGGACUCACUCCAGCCAGAAGAGCAAGAAUAGGAGGGGAGCUAAACCCAGGUAUCAGCUGGGUGCGGGUGGGAAGGCCAGUCAGAGCCAGGGACAGGCAGCACCCAUCAUCCAGCACUCCUUUUUAACUGAUGUCUCAGAUGUACAGGAGAUGGAGAAUGGCCUCCUCGGCCUCCUCAAUGACUUCCACUCAGGGAAACUCCAAGCUUUUGGUAACGAGUGCUCCAUUGGCCAGAUGGAGCAUGUGAGAGAGAUGCAGGAGAAGUUGGCACGUUUGCACUUUGAUCUCUAUGGUGAGGUGGAUGAAAUGCCUGAAGACCAGAGAAAAAUGGCCCGUGACACCAAUAUGGACAAGUUACUUCUUAAUCUGGAGGAGCUCAGUUCUUCGAUUCAGAAACUGAAUCUAGCAGACAGCCAGGAGAUCCCAAGGACUGCCAGCAUGUGAAAUUCUCCUUUCCUCUCCUUCUCUUCUCAACCACAUCUUGACUCAACUAUUUGUUUUACACCACCCGGAGAGACUGCAAUAGAGAAGUAGAGUUGGAGCAAAGUCGUCGGCACUAUUUUGAAAAAAGUAUUUUGAAAUGAUAUCAAAGCUGUUCACCAGCGUUCCCUGUCUGUACAGGGUGGAGUGGAUGUAUUAUUAGAUGCACUGACUUAUUUUUAACAGAGUAUACCAGCUGUGUGCGCUAAAUGCAGUUGCUGAUAUUGAGAAGAAAAUGGUACCAGUCUUAUAUUACUAAACACCAAUAUUAUAAUCCACUCAUUGAUGUAUGGUCUAAUUUUAUCACCCUGUCUGAUGUAUCAGACACAGCAUAAUAUAUUUUAUCUACGGUCAAUGUUCUAUAUAGAGAGUUUUCGACACAUAAGACUGUAGGCUGCAUUCCCAUCGUGGUCAGUUUUUAAUAACCAAAGUGAUAUUUUGGCCAGCAGUUGAUUAAUUCACAAGUGUUCACUGUUUCACUUGUGAACUGAUGUCAGACUUUUAACAGUUAUUAGAUUUAAGCUCAUUCUUUUGCACUUUUGUCAAUCGUUGUCUUUGAAGACACAAUUUAAAGCCCCAGAGCUAAACUAAUAAGAACAUAUAGAUGGAGGGAUAAUUACUUAUCACUACAGAGCUUUAAAAAUUAGUUUGAAUUUUAGCUGUUAGGAAAAACCUAAACAUAUUUCCUGAUUAUAUUAAUGCAAAAUGAUAUUUAAAUGCACAGUAGAUUCUGACCAAACUGUGCUGUGACCCCAGUUUGAGAGAGUGAAUGAGAGUUGCCUGAUAAUCACCUCCAACACAUUGUUCGGUGUUGAAUACAUUUGCACAUAUCCAUGCCACAUGCAAAACACAUCGUCACUGUGGCUGCAAAAGACUGAGUAAUCCAAAUGUCGACGUCACGACCAUGCCUUAAUUCCUAAUUUAAUCAUUUUUGCCUUAUUUGUUUUAACCUUUUAAGUGACUUCCAUAAAGCAUGUUGAUUUUAGUUUUUGGGUUCUCCGAGCACAGGAAAAAAAUAAUCAUUUUUAUGCUGUUUUGAUUGUAAAUCUUAUCCUAUUUUCACAUCUUAUUUUAACCAGUGUUGUUGGGGGGUUGGGGUGUAAUGAUUGUUUAUUGAGGCGUUUUACAGUUUGAACUGUUUGGUGAUUUUUAUUUUUAUUUACUUAUUAAUAAAUGUGUUGUCUGGA
Molecule: messenger RNA, 2216 nt
Organism: Scomber japonicus (chub mackerel)
Lineage: Eukaryota; Metazoa; Chordata; Actinopteri; Scombriformes; Scombridae
Gene: ccdc28a
Product: coiled-coil domain containing 28A
Exons: 8
Coding region: 421-993 (190 amino acids)
Source: RefSeq, a predicted model, not a curated record